This is a messenger RNA of Myripristis murdjan (pinecone soldierfish), 2921 nucleotides long. Its product is annotated as vesicular inhibitory amino acid transporter-like. Gene Ontology annotation, cellular component: vacuolar membrane. The record is from RefSeq and is a predicted model, not a curated record. Gene Ontology annotation, molecular function: L-amino acid transmembrane transporter activity. The coding region runs from base 481 to 2049 and encodes 522 amino acids. Gene Ontology annotation, biological process: amino acid transmembrane transport. Lineage: Eukaryota; Metazoa; Chordata; Actinopteri; Holocentriformes; Holocentridae. The transcript is spliced from 2 exons.
CGUGACGCACAGAUUCCUGCGCUCGCGGUUUGCGCCUGUCACCGUGACAUAGCAGGACCACCGACCGACAACCGCUUGGCGCAGGAGAAGUUAAAAUUAUCUGCAUUAAUAUCCAUGUCAUAAAUAUUUCUCAAACUAUUUUUUUCUUAACGACAAAUGAGGAAAUAUUUUCUUGUUGCUGUUUUGGGGAAUUUCUCGUCAAAUCGGACGCUGAGGAGUUUUUUUGUGGAGUGAGAUGGAUUAUCAAGAGGAGAGGGGUUUUUAACGGAGCGGGGGAAACGGUUGGGAAGCCGUUCGCGGGCUGUGUGUGUGUGCAUGUGUGUGUGUGUGUUAUUCGCCACGUCGAGGCAACAGGCAUGAUUUUAUAGCAGCAGGGGGAAAAAAUCAAAGAAAUCACCCUGCAUGCAUCUGUCACUCUUCUCUUUACUCAGUAAUCUCAUUUCUCCGUCGAAGAACCUCUUUUAAUUCGGGAAAAAAAAGAUGGCUCACCUAAUCCGACACAAGCUGACCAACAAGCUGACCAAUGCGGCCCACACAGUGUCCAACAAAUCUCAGGCCAAGGUCAGCGGGGUUUUUGCCCGUUUGGGCUUCCAGGCGGCGACGGACGAAGAGGGUUUGGGUUUUGCGGAGUGCGAUGACUUGGAUUAUGACUACAGGCAAGGGAUGCAAAUGGACGUCCUUCAAGGAGACGAGGAAGGGGGACAAAUGGAUGGAGAGGGGGAGAUGGAGGGGGACAGCCACUACCAAAGAGACGGCACCGGCCCGAGGCCCUCUGCCCUCAAAGCGGCAGGCUCGCUGGAUGAGGCAAAACCAAAAAUCACCUCUUGGGAAGCUGGAUGGAACGUCACUAAUGCCAUUCAGGGCAUGUUCGUCCUUGGCCUGCCGUACGCCAUCCUGCACGGCGGCUACCUCGGACUCUUCCUCAUCAUCUUCGCCGCCGUGGUGUGCUGCUACACCGGAAAAAUCCUCAUCGCGUGUCUUUACGAGGAGAACGAGGACGGUAUAUUGGUGCGCGUGAGGGACUCCUACGUGGACAUCGCCAACGCCUGCUGCGCGCCCCGCUUCCCGGCGCUCGGCGGACACGUGGUGAACGUGGCUCAGAUUAUCGAGCUGGUCAUGACCUGCAUCCUUUACGUGGUGGUCAGCGGCAACUUGAUGUACAACAGUUUCCCGGGGCUUCCGAUCUCGCAGAAGGCCUGGUCCGUGGUGGCCACGGCCGCGCUCCUGCCGUGCGCGUUCCUGAAGAACCUCAAGGCCGUGUCCAAGUUCAGCUUGCUGUGCACGCUGGCGCACUUCAUCAUCAACAUACUCGUGAUCGCCUACUGCCUCUCUAGGGCACGCGACUGGGCCUGGGAGAAGGUCAAGUUCUACAUUGACGUCAAGAAAUUCCCCAUUUCGAUUGGCAUCAUCGUGUUCAGCUACACCUCCCAGAUCUUCCUGCCCUCCCUGGAGGGGAACAUGCAGAAGCCCAGCGAGUUCCACUGCAUGAUGGACUGGACUCACAUAGCGGCCUGCGUCCUCAAGGGCCUCUUCGCCCUGGUGGCCUACCUGACCUGGGCAGACGCCACCAAAGAGGUCAUCACGGAUAACCUGCCCUCAACCAUCAGGGCCGUGGUGAACCUCUUCCUGGUUUCCAAGGCGCUGCUGUCCUACCCGCUGCCGUUCUUUGCAGCUGUUGAGGUUCUGGAGAAAUCUCUGUUCCAGGAUGGCGGGAGAGCCCUGUUUCCUGACUGCUAUGGCCCCAAUGGACAGCUAAAAUCAUGGGGUCUGGGCCUUCGCGUCGCCCUGGUGGUGUUCACUCUGCUUAUGGCCAUCUUUGUCCCCCACUUUGCCCUCCUAAUGGGUUUAACUGGAAGCCUUACCGGAGCCGGUUUGUGCUUCCUCCUGCCCAGCCUCUUCCACCUGAAGCUCCAGUGGAGGAAUCUCCUAUGGCACCAUGUGUUCUUUGACGUCGCCAUUUUCGUUAUUGGGGGCAUUUGUGCCAUAUCUGGCUUCAUUCACUCGAUUGAAGGGCUCAUAGAGGCGUUCAAGUACAACCUGCACGACUGAGAGCCAGGAGAGAAAACCCUGCUGCUGUUGAAUGGAGAUGUCCCACAAUGCCUCUCUCACAUGGAGAGUGAUGACGCAGGCCAUUAUGCAUAUCAAAACAUCAUGUUGACCACUUGACAUACAAGCUCAUGAGGAGGAUUACCUGUGUUAAAUGUAUAUCUUUUAUUUUGCCUUCGUGAUAAUGUGCAAUAAUAAACUCCACAAUCAUAGUGUACAGUAGUCUGCUCAUUCCAGAAAUCAUGUUUUAUUAAUCGGACAUGAGAGGAACACAACCUCCUCAUGAGGGGGGAAACCUUAUCUAUGCGGGCAUUAACAGGCCUGUCCAGGUCUCAGUCAUCAAGCAAGGUUAUCACAGUUCCUGGGAAAAUGUCCGCCAUGGGUCCAACUGUGAGUGUGUACGUGUUUAUAUCUGGGGAAUGAAAUAUGUGCAAAAUAAUGGAGUGAAUAUUUCAUUAUUGGUUUUUGAGCUGCUAGAUAUACCAUUAAUCCCACUCCAGAGAAAAUAUAAGACCACGGCAUUCAUCAGAUGGGAUGGUGCUCUGGAUUAUAAUCAACCAUAAAUAACUUAUGUGUAGUUGUUUAAAGAGAAAAUUUCAAUUUUUUUUUCUGUUUUUCUCGAUUGUAUGCCUAUAGUAGUCCUCGUUGACACGUUUGUUUUUCUUGGUGUUUCAAGUGUCAUUCUGGAUGAAGUGAAUUCAAAGUGCAAGACGUUGGGUCCUAAAUGUGUUCUAUGAAAACUGUUCGUCUGAUAAUAUUCUAUUCCUGUUGAACUUGUUUAUUGUGCUUCAAUGGAACUAAUCAUGGUGUGUGAGAAAAAAAAGAGUAUUUGUUGAAUUAAGAGAUAAAUAAAUCAAAUAUUUUAUGGCUGGUGA